AUGGCUGAUGCGCUCCAGUACGAAAUUCACGAGAAGCGAUCCGUCUACCCCAACUGGAACCGCGUUGGCAGGCUGGACAAGCGCACGCAACUCCCCAUGCGCAUCGCGCUGAAGCAAUCCAACAUGGAGAAUCUCGAUGCUUUGCUCAGCGCUGUGAGCGACCCCAACUCUGAGCAGUACGGCAAGCACUGGACGCCAGAGCAGGUUCACGAGCACUUUGCGCCCUCUGACGAGACGGUCAAUGUAGUCAAGAGCUGGCUCCAGUCUCACGGUUCUAUCGAUGCCUCGCGCAUUCGUCAGAGCGCCUCCAAGGGCUGGCUCGAACUGCACGUUUCGGUCGCUGAAGCCGAGAGACUGCUAAACACCGAGUACCACGGUUGGGUUCACGCGUCUUCAGCAGGACGCGCAGCAGCGGACAUCAAGGUGCACCCUGCGGUCAUGAAUGCGUACUCUCUUCCUUCCCACAUUCGUGAGCACGUCGACUUCAUUACACCUACGCUGCACUUUGACGUGCGUCCCGACCUCGAGAAGAGGGACCCGUCCGAGAACUUGGACAGCAUCUUGGAGAAGCGUGCCAACGGCCAUGCGGUUAGACCCAUCGGUGCCCCUGGCUCAGGCUCGCUGCCAAAAGUUCGUCCCAUUCCCCAGAGCGCUUUUCCGCUGAUUGACGAGCUCAAGGACUGCUCUAACAACGUCACACCCAACUGUCUUCGAGCUCUGUACAAGUUCCCCGCUCUUCCUUCCUUCACCCCCAUUAACCCCAAGAACGGUCUGGGAAUUGUCGAGUACACCCCUCAGUCGUACAUCGACACCGACCUUGACCUGUUCUUUGGAAACUACAGCAAGAAUCAAGUGCAGAAGCGACCCAAGCUCGAAUCCAUCUCGGGCGGCAAGGUCGACUUCAACAACAAAAACGUUGACCUCAAUGCCGAGUCCAACUUGGACCUCGAGUACGGCAUGGCUCUGGUGAACCCUAUCCCAGUUACGCUGUACCAAGUCGGCGAAGGCCAAGCAGCCGACUCCUUCAACAACUUCCUGGAUGCUUUCGAUGCUUCCUACUGUGCUGGUGAUGAUCCCGUGCAAGAUGGAGUCUACCCUGACCCCAAGACCGGUGUCCAGAAGACUUGCGGAACUCUGAAGGCCUUGCCUACCAUUUCCACUUCUUACGGCUACAACGAGGCUGAUCUUACCCCCGAGUAUGAGGUUCGUCAGUGCAACGAGUAUGCCAAGCUCGGUCUGCAGGGCUCCACUUUCCUCUACUCGUCGGGAGACUACGGAGUCGCUGGUAACGGCGGACAGUGCAUCGAUCCAAACACUGGGGACUACACGGCUGGAACGACCAAGGGAGACAAAUUCAACCCUUCCUUCCCCGGUGGCUGCCCUUACGUUCUCUCCAUUGGAGCGACCCAAAUCACCCUGAACCAGACCGUUCUCGCCCCAGAGACUGCUUGCAACUCCGUCAUCUACUCUGGCGGUGGUUUCUCCAACGUCUUUGGCCUUCCAGACUACCAGAGCAGCGCCGUCAAGUCCUGGUUCGCCACUGCACCUCAAGCCAAGGCCUACAGCUCGAUCCAGUACAACAACAGCCAAAAGACUCGCGGUUUCCCCGACGUCUCUGCCAACGGUGCUCGUUACGUGGUUGCGCUCGACGGAUCGUACAAGUACCACCUGUACGGUACCUCUGCCUCGGCGCCCACCUUCGCCUCUAUCCUGACGCUCAUCAACGAAGCUCGCUUCGCCAUCGGCAAGGGUUCCGUCGGAUUCGUCAACCCGGUGCUGUACAAGAACCCUUAUCUGCUGACCGACAUCACCAACGGUACCAACCCUGGUUGCGGAACAGAGGGCUUCGCUGCAGUCAAGGGAUGGGACCCCGUCACUGGUCUCGGAACGCCAGACUACCCCAAGCUGCUCGCUUACUUCCUUGCUCAUUGA
Molecule: messenger RNA, 1932 nt
Organism: Ceraceosorus guamensis
Lineage: Eukaryota; Fungi; Basidiomycota; Exobasidiomycetes; Ceraceosorales; Ceraceosoraceae
Product: subtilisin-like protein
Exons: 2
Coding region: 1-1932 (643 amino acids)
Biological process (GO): proteolysis
Molecular function (GO): tripeptidyl-peptidase activity; serine-type endopeptidase activity
Source: RefSeq, a predicted model, not a curated record